Molecule: messenger RNA, 4014 nt
Organism: Ctenopharyngodon idella (grass carp)
Lineage: Eukaryota; Metazoa; Chordata; Actinopteri; Cypriniformes; Xenocyprididae
Gene: zbtb2b
Product: zinc finger and BTB domain containing 2b
Exons: 3
Coding region: 482-2095 (537 amino acids)
Biological process (GO): regulation of transcription by RNA polymerase II
Cellular component (GO): nucleus
Molecular function (GO): RNA polymerase II cis-regulatory region sequence-specific DNA binding; protein binding; DNA-binding transcription factor activity, RNA polymerase II-specific
Source: RefSeq, a predicted model, not a curated record
GUGCACAGUCUGUCAACUGAAAUGCAAAUAGCCCUGCUGCAUGUAUCUGUCUCGAUACGUUAUCUUCAUGUGGGGGUGGGUAGCGUGACCUACGGCUAUCUAACUCCACUAAAAUCCGUUUAUGUGUAACGUUCACCACGUUUGCCGUCCCUGAAUGAUUAGUCAACAUUCAUCUCCGCCGCACCGUGAACACAUGAGAACGACACACGUAUCGUUCACCAGUGCGCUCAUUUGGCUGCUCUUAGCGCCAAAGACCGUUUGUUUUGGCAUCCCAGGGAAGUGGGUUUUACAACCGCUGUUUUAAGCCCUUUUAGACAGUCAUGUGAUUGUAACGUAACCCGACCGGAAAACACCGACGACCAUCGCCGCCAAUGCUGCGUUUGAGAGGAACAGAGCAGCUGCGAGCCCAACGGACAAGUCCCCCGGUAACAGACAACGACUCACCGAACUCCACACGCUCUAGCGGAGGAAAGGUGGAAGUAUGGAGCUGGCCAAUCAUGGUCUUAUCCUUCUGCAGCAGCUCAACGCGCAGAGGGAGUUUGGCUUCCUGUGUGACUGCACGGUCGCCAUCGGAGAUGUUUUUUUCAAAGCACACAAGGCCGUACUGGCCGCAUUCUCGAACUACUUCAGAAUGCUGUUUAUACACCAGGACAGUGACUGCGUUCGCUUGAAGCCUGCUGACAUUCAGCCCGACAUCUUCAGCUACCUCCUCAAUCUGAUGUACACCGGCAAACUGGCGACACAGCUUAUCGACCCAGCUCGCCUGGAGCAGGGCGUCAAAUUCCUCCAUGCGUACCCUCUUAUUCAGGAAGCAAGUCUGGCUAGCCAUGCAACUCAGACACACCCUGAGGUCAGCCUUCCCCUGUCGUCCUCUCUUUAUGGCAUUCAGAUAUCAGACCAACAGGCCACACUCACAAACCGCCUCUCAGCGAGAACGCAUCUCUCCUCACCGUUCGACUUAGAAGGUGGCGGUUUGCUCGAUGGGAAGUGCGUUACCACAAACAAAGCUACCUCACUGAUGCGUCCUGGAUCCAAGCACAGGCACGGUCUGUCAGAAACGGAGGUAGAAGCAUCUGCGAGCACCAGUCAGUUUGUGAGGGAAGGCACAGAGAUGGAAACAUCUGCAGAGGCCCCGUCUUGUUCCCUAAACACCAACACCAUUCUACAUGUGAAGCCCAGCAUCAUGAGAAGAAAUGCCUCUCUGAGGAAGCAUUAUACGUGCCACGUCUGUGGGGGCCGCUUCACUCAGCGAGGAGCCUUACGAGAGCACCUGCUUCUACACACUCAGGCUAUGCUCCCCCUUGUGUUAGAGUCCGUCGGUGCGGCUUCCCCCAUGGCGACUGGAGGUGCUGCUACACCAGAGGUAGAGGAAGUUCUCCGAGGCAGCGAAGCCGCUGCAGCCACUCCCAUCAUUGUGGACAUUGCCAGUGACAGCGAGCAGCAUCUGUACUCAAAAGACUCGCCGCAUCCUGAAACCGCCAUGCCCGUACCGACGACAACUGCAGUCAGCCUGUACACUGCGCAGCCCCAGGCGGACACGCCUCCUCCGUCCGAUAUUGCUGAUAUUGACAACCUAGAGGGUGCGGCUGACAUGGAACGGGAAGUGAAGCGGAGGAAAUAUGAGUGCUCCACUUGUGGCCGCAAGUUCAUCCAGAAAAGCCACUGGAGAGAGCACAUGUACAUCCACACAGGCAAGCCGUACCGCUGCAGCGCCUGCGGCAAGAGCUUCUGCCGGGCCAACCAGGCGGCACGGCACGUUUGCAUGAAUCUCAGCUCAGAACCAGCGUACACCAUGGUGGACCGACAGAGCAUGGAGCUGUGCGCAGCAGAUGACUCCAGCCAAAUGGAGGCGCUGUUUCUAGGCUCGUCAGGGAGACCGUACAAAUGCAAUGUGUGUGAAAUGACCUUCUCCAGCCCCAAUGAGGUAAUCAAGCACCUGUGCUUCAACCAGGGGGCGCUCUCGGGUGGAGUGGCUGGAGAAAUGGGCGUCAGUGGGCUGAACAGUGACAACAUGGCCAAAGACGAAGGCUCAGAUUCAUCCAAUGGUGGGCCAUUGAUAACACCCAUUAAAACAGAGGAAGUCUUUGUGGAAUAGCUCCAUAUUCAUCCACUUCAAAAUAUUGUUUUUUAAUGUAUUGCAUUUGAAUUGUGGGUAAAUUAUGAUCAGAAGUUAAGCUACAGAUCAAAAUUUCUGUUAUAUAUAUAUAUAUAUAUUGUUUUUUUUUUUUCUGGGGAUUUUACUUCUACUGAAAAGUACUUCUGCUUUCUGCGUUAUUCUUUUUUAACACUUUGUUAUUAUAUUUAUAACAGAUUUACAGUCUGUUUAGUCCAACAAGUCAAAUUCCUGCUUCAUUCUAUAUUUCUUUCAAAGUUUUUGUUGGUUAUUCGGGUCAUUUGCAGUUUGUGUUGUGGUUAAAGCUCUUCCUCUGUCUAACUGUACAGGAAAAGGAUGUAGUGAACUGCUGGCCUGCGUUCGUCUCAGUGCAGAUCAGUCUUGACUUCACAUUAGGUUGAAUUGGUAACUCAAUAGAAUAUUAAAAAAAUUGAAUCCACAAAAUCUUUAGUUCAUGAGCAUAGCACCAAAAUUUCUUUUGUAUGGCCCCUCCAUGAAAAAUGAAAUAAUGUCAUUUCUGAGCAGCUAAAUGUGAUAUUGGUUUAAGAAAUGUAUUCACUACCUCAACCGGUUUCGGACAUGCAAUAUCAGACUAACCCGAAAUUUGCAUCAAAGGGUCGAGGAUCAAAGUCAACUUUAUCUUCCAGUGCCUCUGAGGAGUUACACAGAUCUCAAAGUUUUUCUUUCUGACACUGUUUCUAAUUUCUUAUUACAUGCUUUGGGUUAGCAAGUGUAAGGUGUAAUUGUAGAUAACUUUUAUGCAGUGCCAGAUUACUUAAUGUGACCCACAAUAUAUUUGCCUACUUGUCCACUUUUGUAAUUUCACAUUUGUUCACCUCUGUUAUUGUGCCAGUACCACCUAAAUGAUAAACAUCCAUGCCGUCCGUAAAAUUGGUUGGCGGCAGCAGCUCAUCAGCAAUCUGGUUGUGUUGCUCUCACUGUGGUUCAACAUGUUUACAGUUGUGCUGUGUGUUUAAUCAAAGUCGUUACUGUGUGUGAAUUUAGAAAACACUGUGGCCAAUCGUACACAUGUACAUAAGGUAGCUUGAAGGGAGAUAUUUCUGUCACUGUUCGCAGAUUUAAUUUUGCCAUGAAAUGAUUUGCUUGAGUAUGUUCUUAAAUUCCUUAUUUUUGAGCCUUAUAUAACUUUUCUAAUUUUAUGUACAGUGCUUUAUUUACAAAGAAUUUUAUAAUCUCAAAGGUUGUAUAUUGAUCAAUGCAUUUACCGUAGAAUAUUAUCCAUUUUAGUGUAGCACAAGUGUCUGUAUAUUUGUCAUCUCUGCAUCGGCUGUCUUUAUGUUCUAAUGAAACUGACAGUGAGGUCAUGCUGUUAAAGCACUGAUAUCUACUAAAGAUCCCUGACUACUCUCAUUAUACUUGUGCUACAUCAGGAAACUUCUUUUUUUUAACCAUUUUAAACCAGGGCAAGUUACAAUCAGUGCAUAAUAUUUCUUCCAUCUUUCUCUUUGUAAAGACCUUCUAGAAAUAUAUUUUAAGACCACUGUGAGUUAAAUUACUACUGAAUAGCUUAUUAGAGCCCAGGAUGGACCAUUUGCUUCAUUUUGUUACAACUAGGGUUUUUUUUUCCCUUUUCUUUUUAAAUUGUGAUGUUAAAGGACAGGAGACCUUGUCCAAAUUAUAUGUAAUCAUACAUGCCUUUUUUCUGUAGUAUUGUUACAACUCUUUAUUAUUUGUACAUAUGCAAGUUGUUACCCAUUGAGGCAGUUAUAGGGAGGGGAGGAGAGGGGUAAAGGUGCCCCCUUCAAAUGCACAAACCCCAAAGCCAAGGCAAGCAUACUGUGAUCUCUCGCUCCUCAGGAACAUGAACAGUUGUCUCUGGAAAAAAUACUUCCUUUGCAUUUUCAUUGUGAAUAAUGAUAAUAAAUCCUUAUGUUUUUGAA